Molecule: messenger RNA, 1975 nt
Organism: Cynara cardunculus var. scolymus (artichoke)
Lineage: Eukaryota; Viridiplantae; Streptophyta; Magnoliopsida; Asterales; Asteraceae
Product: aluminum-activated malate transporter 4-like
Exons: 6
Coding region: 61-1788 (575 amino acids)
Biological process (GO): malate transport
Cellular component (GO): plant-type vacuole membrane
Source: RefSeq, a predicted model, not a curated record
CUCCAUCGUUUUCUGCACAUACCCAUCAUCUUCCAUAACCAUUCUUGAAUCCUAAAAGAAAUGACAGCAAAUCUUGGAUCCAUGUCGCGUAAUUUUGCAGAUAAAAGCAAAGAAAGAUUGUUAUCUCGAAAGGGUUAUUCGGAAUUAGGUCUUUUUUCUGAAUCUUACACUAAUAUCAACAACGAAGAUGUUUCUUUUUUGGGUAGAAUCAAGAAAUGGUGGUCCAAUCUUAGACUGUUUCUUGUUAAUGCUUACGAAAUGGGUCGCUCCGACCCGAGACAGUUCAUCUUUGCUGCUAAAUCGGGUCUGGCACUCGCCAUUGUUUCUGUUCUUAUAUUCUUUAAAGAACCUCUUAACUAUAUAAGCCAAUAUUCCAUCUGGGCAAUCCUCACUGUAAUCGUCGUCUUCGAGUUCAGCAUAGGGGCAACACUUAGCAAAGGAUUUAAUCGAGCUUUAGGGACAUUUUCGGCUGGUGUUCUUGCAUUGAUUAUUGCUCAAAUAUCCAUGUGGGCUGGAGAAUGGCAAGAGGUUGUGAUUGUGGUCAGCAUCUUUGUAGCAGGUUCAAUUUCAAGUUAUGUGAAACUCUACCCAUCGAUGAAGCCAUACGAAUACGGGUUCAGGGUCUUUAUGUUGACAUUUUGUAUAGUACUCGUAUCCGGGACAUCGCAUUUUGUUCAGACAGCAGUUUCCCGAUUGCUGUUAAUUGGAGUUGGGGCUGGUGUGUGUUUGAUUGUAAAUAUAUGUGUUUAUCCCAUUUGGGCCGGCGAAGAUCUGCAUAAAUUGGUUGUAAAGAAUUUUAAGGGCGUCGCUGCUUCGUUGGAAGGAUGUGUUAAUAGUUACCUUCGGCAUGUCGAAUACGAAAGAAUACCUUCAAAGAUUCUUGUAUAUCAGGCUUCAGAUGAUCCUCUAUACAGUGGAUAUAGAUCAGCAGUACAGUCUACAAGUCAAGAAGAUGCUCUAUUGGGGUUCGCGGUUUGGGAACCACCUCACGGACGCUACAAGAUGUUGAGAUAUCCGUGGAGUCAUUAUGUUAAAGUUAGUGGUGCAUUAAGGCACUGUGCUUUUAUGGUCAUGGCAAUGCACGGUUGUAUACUUGCGGAAAUACAGGCAGCAGCAGAACUGAGAAAUAUGUUCAAGAACGAGAUCCAGAAGGUAGGUACCGAAGGUGCGAAAGUAUUGCGCGAACUGGGAAGGAAAGUCGAAAAAAUGGAAAGAUUAAGCCCCGAUGUCGAUUUACUCGAGAAAGUGCACGAGGCUGCCGAGGAACUGCAAAUGAUGAUCGACCAAAAAUCUUACCAUCUCGUCAACUCGGAGAAAUGGGCAGCAGCCGGAAAACAACUGAAAGAGUUUGAAGAUGCUGAUCGUCUUCAAGAACUAAAAGAAGACGAAAUCAAACCCAACGUCAUCAACUCCCUAAGCGAAGCAAACCUGAAACCACCUCUUCCCUUCAAAAACUUAAAUAUGUCAACCCAUCCUUCGAUGGUCCACUGGGGCUCGUCCGAAGAUGUGCUAAAGCAACAGACCCACUGGCCUUCACGGCUCUCGAUUCUUGGGGACACGAUUCUGAAUGAACGGGAAGUACGGACUCAUGAAAGUGCAAGUGCUUUGUCUCUAGCCACUUUCACAUCGUUACUGAUAGAGUUUGUGGCUCGACUUCAGAAUCUUUUAAGCUCCUUUGAAGAGCUUAGUGAAAAGGCCAAGUUUUCUGAACCUGUGAACCCUCUUGAAGCAAAAGAGGAAGUGGGUAUUUGGACAAGAUUGCUAAAGUGUAUCGGCAUCAAGGAUUAACGCGGUACAUGUGAUCGCUUUAACGUUAUCUUUCUUGGUUUCGGGUCCUCGUUUUGAAGAAUUUGUAUGUUAUAUGGUUUUCUUUUUGUGCGCGAGCGGAUUACAGUACAUUUUGGUGUGUCUUGUCAUUUACCAAAGGACCUUUCAUCUAAUGGUAUCAGGUCCAAGAGGUCGGGGUUCAAAUUUC